AGGCUCGAGAAAGCAGACGUGUCCCUCACUGACAGUUUAGCUAGAACGAUGGAGGCAGACAGCACCGGGGGCAACAUGAGAGAAAAAGCAGAGGUGGAAAUGGAAAACCCGUUUGAACCUUACAUUGAAUCCCUCCGUCAGCAACUGGAGGACCAAGACCCUGUUUUCCUGAUAGGAGUCAUCGUCGCUUUGGCGGUUGUUGUCAUCACAUGUGUGUUUCUGAAGUACUUUCUCACAAGUAAAACUGUCCGGAGCGCUGUGCUGCUGGUUGGACUGUGUGACUCCGGGAAAACGCUUCUCUUCAGCCGGCUGCUGUCAGGAAAGUUCAAGCGGACGCAGACCUCCAUCACUGACAGCAGUGCUCCGUACAAAGCCAAAAACGACAGGGGGAGCACCUGGACUCUGAUCGACCUGCCGGGACAUGACAGUCUUCGCCCUCAGUACCUGGAGAAGUUCAAGUCUGCUGCCAGAGCGAUCGUGUUUGUAGUGGACAGCGCUAUCUUCCAGAAGGAAGUGAGAGACGUGGCAGAGUUCCUGUACGUCCUGUUGACAGACUCUGUGAUCUCCAGAAAUGCUCCAGCUCUCCUGGUGGCAUGCAACAAACAAGAUAUCACCAUGGCAAAAUCAGCUAAACUGAUUCAGCAGCAGCUGGAAAAGGAACUGAACACCUUGCGAGUGACUCGCUCAGCAGCUCUCAGCUCUCAGGAUGGCUCUGUGGGCGGCAAUCUGUAUCUGGGAAAGAAAGGAAAGGACUUCGAGUUCAGCCAGCUGCCCGUGAAGGUGGAGUUCCUGGAGUGCAGCGCCCGUGGCAGCAAGGGUGAGGAGGGGGACGCAGACAUUCAGAGCCUGGAGAAGAGCCUGGCUAAACUGUAAAAUGAGCAACUUGACAUCUUCAGAGGGCGCGGACCUCAGAUCAGAUCACCUCAACACCUGCCGUCACCUCAGUAAUCAAAGGAGGGAGGACAAAUGCAUCUCAGUGUGGGAUCUGUUUGGCAGGAGUGACCAGUCAAACGUGAUCCUGUCUGUGCUGAUGGUAAAUGUAAAUGAUAAUAUGAAUUUAAAAGGUGGAAAAAUGUUUGAGACAUACUGAGCAAAAAGACUGUGAAAGCCUGUAGCUGUUUCAGGUUGCUCUGCAGUGCUGAGAAAUGAUCAUGUGCUUCUUCACUGUCAGUCUUACUGUGAACAUCCUUAAACAGCUUUGUUUGGCUUGAUUAGAAAAUCUAUAGCUUGAAGAACAUUUGUUGUUUAUAAUUUCAAUUUAAAGAAAAAGUAUUAUCGGUUAUUUCACCAUGUUUAUCUUAAGUGUCUCAGCUAGUCUGCCCUGUGGAAACAGAGAGGUGCGAAUUGCAUUUAUUCAUUAGCUUGGACAGUCAGCCUUGUGCCUUUUUUCUCUGGUAUUCUUAUAGAAAAAGUGUUGUGCUUGUCUGCAGAAGAAAGAUGGUUUACUUGUGUGGAAGUAUAGUGUGAAUACAGUCCAUUUGCAAAGAAUGUAUGAAUUUCUUAUCAAGAACGAAAUGUUGUGUUUAUAGCUGUCUGGCUUGUUUAAAGAAAAGAAAACUGACAAUAUCAA
Molecule: messenger RNA, 1570 nt
Organism: Lates calcarifer (barramundi perch)
Lineage: Eukaryota; Metazoa; Chordata; Actinopteri; Centropomidae
Gene: srprb
Product: SRP receptor subunit beta
Exons: 7
Coding region: 49-873 (274 amino acids)
Biological process (GO): protein targeting to ER
Cellular component (GO): signal recognition particle receptor complex
Source: RefSeq, a predicted model, not a curated record